This is a messenger RNA of Cinara cedri, 297 nucleotides long. The record is from the annotation of a GenBank genome assembly. NCBI's taxonomy places the organism in Eukaryota, Metazoa, Arthropoda, Insecta, Hemiptera, Aphididae.
AUGAACAUUCAAUUGGCUCUAGUGUUUUGGACUACUACAAGUAUUCUGGCUCACCGUGUCAACAGUGAACUGGAUCCCUGUCAUUCGGAUAUGAUUUCUAUGGUCAAGAUCAAAGCGGCAGGAUUACAACGCCAGUAUUUUUGGAUUUGCUGUGAGUAUUGGAUUCCGACAAAAAGACUUUUAAAACGGACGGUCAGUUCACCGAACAGAUGUAGUGGUCACGUCACCUUAGUACAGCCUGUCGGUCCUAUGGGAGGUUUACAGCGACGGCGAAACCAUCGAGUGAAUAGCGAAUGA